AUGUCAUAUUUAGGUACCUCAUUAACUCCAGAUACUCCAACAGUGUGCGAACGUACACCAAAGCACAUUUACAUUUACGAGGUGCCGCGCGUCAAAAUAAUCGCUGAGAAAUUCUCUAAAUACAAGAAAAAUAAUAUCGAACUACGUCGACUUGAUGAAAAGGUGGUUUGUGUGGAGUACGGCAUUUACGAUCGUACGAACAAAGAUGAGUUGAAACCUGUACAGAGGAUGAGGGCUUUCUUCUCUAUCAAGCCUGCUCUAGAAGAUGGUAGUCCGAAUCACGAAUCCGGCAAGUUGCCAAGGUUACCUUCGAGUAUUAAACACCAAUUCCACAUCCUAGAUGAAGAUUUGAAAAAGUUAACGGACAAAGAGAUUGAAAUUAUCGAUGGAAAGAUAGAAGAAAACAGAUCUUAUCUGGAGGACUUAAGGCGCAUAUUGAAACGGAAACAAGUGAUACAUGCUAAAAAGAAUAGGACGACGUUGGAUUUGGAGUCUUUAUAUCAAAUGGCGAAGCAGGAUGUGUCGUCUGUCGGUUGUGGGUAUUCGGGAGCGAAUUUACUCUCGAAGGCGGAACUACAAGAAGUAAAGGACUUGAUACUUCAUAGGUGUACGUCCAGUGUCCAUGGUAUUAGAAGAAAAAGUAUUAAAAAGAAGGAAAAAGGUUCCGGAAAAGACUUCAGUCUUAUAUCCGAUACCAUUGUGGCUGAACUGUUGCGAGAUGACGCCAAACUUUAUGUCUAGCAAUGAAAGAGUUGUGUUCUGUUUGUAUUUUAUAUAUUUUUUUCAAAGUAUAAAAAUAGUUAACAGUA
Messenger RNA from Spodoptera frugiperda (fall armyworm), 809 nucleotides. RefSeq lists its product as uncharacterized. The record is from RefSeq and is a predicted model, not a curated record. The transcript has 3 exons. Bases 1 to 741 code for a protein of 246 amino acids. Lineage: Eukaryota; Metazoa; Arthropoda; Insecta; Lepidoptera; Noctuidae.